AUGGAGGCGUUCAACAAGCGGAAGAAACACCUGAAGGAGGUCCUGGCUCGGUCAGCUAGCAAGAUUCAUUUCUCCUUUGACCUCUGGACGUCUCCAAAUCAUUUGGCCCUCCUCGGAGUAGUUGCUCAUUUUAUUGAUGAGUUUGGUCAAAACCAGUCGAUUCUUAUUGCGAUACGCCAGCUGCAUGGGUCCCACUCAGGAGAGAACCAAGCAGAGGUCAUAAAAGAGGUGAUUCAUGAAUACAACCUCCAGAAUCGUGUUGGUUAUUUUGUUACAGACAACGCUUCUAAUAAUAAUACCGCUAUCGACGCCCUCGUCGCCUGUUUCCUCCCUCACCUUACACCAAAGCAACGACUUGGCCGACGUCUACGCUGCCUUGGCCACGUUAUUAACCUCUCUGCCAAAGCCUUCUUAUAUGGUACAGAAUUCAAUGCUUUUGAGAAGGAUGCCGAGGCGUUUAAAGAACAGUCAUCACUGCUGAGGGAGCUACAACUUUGGAGGAAACGAGGUCCCGUUGGCAAGCUGCACAACGUAGUAACCUUCAUUUGUCGAUCACCUCAACGGCGAGAGAAAUUUGCGAAUAUAAGGAGUCAGUCCGAAGACUUUGCUACCGAAUUCGACGGCCUGAAGCUAGUGGUUGACAACGCAGCUCGAUGGAACUCCCUUUACCUAAUGAUCGAGCGCGCUCUCAAGCUAAGAGACCGUAUUGAUCGCUUUUGUAUCGAUCAUGCGGAAUCCAUGCACGGUUCAUCUAAUAAGAAGGCGCAGUCGACGGAGGAAUAUGAAUCCUUACUCAAGCAUGACUCACUGACCGCUGACGACUGGGCGGUUUUGACUGAGAUCGUAGCCUUCCUAGAGAAGUUCUACACCCUUACAAAGCGCGCGGAGGGGAGCAAAUUGUCGUCUGAUCGAGGCGUAUUGUCUGACUAUAUGACCAUCCUCAAUAUCCUUUUGAAGCAUGUCCGGGAGUACCGUGACGACUUUAAUUUCAGAGCCGAAAAUCCAGAUCUAACCUCUCCUGGCAUCCGCCAACUCUGUGCAUGUAUCGUCAAUUGCUGGACGAAGCUGGAUGAGUACUUUGCAAUGGUCAAUGAUACGCCGGCCCACUACGCUGCUAUCGUGACGAAUCCUCAAAUGAAGUGGAAGUACUUUGAGAGGCAGUAG
Pochonia chlamydosporia 170 is the source of this 1164-nucleotide messenger RNA. Its product is annotated as transposase-like protein. Bases 1 to 1164 code for a protein of 387 amino acids. The transcript has 2 exons. NCBI's taxonomy places the organism in Eukaryota, Fungi, Ascomycota, Sordariomycetes, Hypocreales, Clavicipitaceae. The record is from RefSeq and is a predicted model, not a curated record.